AUGGACAUUAAGGAGAUCCUCUACGGCCUCUUCGGCCCAAACAGCACAGCAGAUGCUUGCGCUGGGAGUCCACCUGCGGCAUCAUCUUCUGGUACGUUUACCAGCCAUGGGCGACUUCCCAAGAACCCCCUUCUGGAUGCCCUGGCUCCCCUCCUCGGAGGCCAACUCAGUCCUCUUCUCCGCGCCUUGAAUCUCGCCAACAACAUCCUCGGCGCCCGUCUUGGCCUGCCCAUCGACCCCUCGUUCCUCUUGACCCUCGCCGCCGCCGCCUGGGCCAUCAACCGCUUUGCCCGACAGCUUUACCACGCCCUCGCUGCGAUCGUGACCGCCCAUUUCAUGGCAUCCAUCACCGUGGCGUCGACAGACGAAAUCUAUGUUCAUAUGAUGAAGUGGCUCGCCGUUCAGCCGUUGGUCACGACGUCUCGCUCGCUCAUGGCCGAGACCGCCGCUCAUUCCGCCUGGGAAGAUGACGAGGAUCAGAUAGAUGCCCUUCAACUUCGCACGAUUGCCGGCGGCGGCGAUGAAAAGUAUCUCAACUUCUCCAACCAGCAGGCCAACGCACCCCCUCGCUUCGUACCAGCGGUUGGUCUUCACGGCUUCUGGUAUGGACGUCGCUACUUCCGCCUGCAGCGGAAGCACCAGUCGUUCCUCGACGAUAACUCUGGAGGAGCUCGUGGCUCGACCGGCACGACCCUGGAGAAAGAGGAGGUCCUCGUCAUCUCCUGCUUCGGCCGCUCAACCACACCUAUUAAGACUCUCCUCCAGGCCGUCAAGCAGCAUUACUACAGCGACCACGUCGCCCGCACCACCAUCAAACGACCCUCGCCGCAGCCCCUCCGCCGCUUCAACGCUCGCAACUGGGCGACUGUGGCAGUUCGUCCCGUCCGCGCCCUUCGCACAGUCAUCCUCGACGCCGCUCAAAAGUCGACCGUCCUCGCCGAUAUGAACGAGUAUCUCCACCCUGCGACCCCGCGUUGGUACGCUAACCGCGGUAUCCCUCUUCGUCGCGGUUAUCUAUUCCACGGACCUCCUGGCACUGGCAAGACGUCUCUGUCGUUUGCCCUCGCCGGAGUCUUCGGGCUCGACAUCUACGUCAUCAGUCUGCUCGAGCCCACGCUCUCGGAAGAAGAUCUCGGCACUCUCUUCAGCAGCCUGCCCCGGCGCUGCGUCGUCCUCCUCGAAGACAUUGACGCCGCCGGCCUCCGCCGCCCACAAGAAGAGGUAGAGGAAGAGGAAGCAAGCGAAGCACCAGCCACAGACAAGAAGGCCCGCCCAGGCCGCGGUGCGCGCGCGAGCGUCAACGGCGACAAGGACUCCGUUUCACACGACCAGCCUGCGGCUCACCGCCCCCGCGAAGACUGGAAGGUCUCCGACCUCGCCCGCGCCCUCAAGGCACCCGGCGCCGGCGGCGACGACCGCAAGGGUAUCUCCCUCUCCGGUCUCCUCAACGCCAUCGACGGCGUCGCGUCUCAGGAAGGCCGCGUCCUCGUCAUGACGACCAAUCACCCCGAGGCCCUCGACGCCGCGCUCAUCCGGCCUGGUCGCGUCGAUCUACAAGUCGCCUUUGGAAACGCCACGAGCGAGCAGGCGCGCGAGCUGUUCGAGCGUAUGUACGAGGCAGAUGCCGCAAAGAACGACGCCGCCGUCGAAAAGAGCGGCGAGGCGAUGCAGAACGGACAGGCGGAGAACAAGGGAGCCGAGGGCGGCGGCGACGACGGCGUCGAUAGCCUGUCACACAUUGCGGCCGCGUUUGGCAGCAAAAUCGACGACGGGCUUCUGAGCCCAGCGGAGAUUCAGGGAUUCCUGCUCAAGAGAAAGAAGGACCCCAAGAAGGCGCUGCGGGAGACGGAUCGCUGGGUGGAGGCGAUGAAGGCGCAGAAGGAGAACAAGACAAAGGUCCUUACUGUUCAGUGA
Molecule: messenger RNA, 1914 nt
Organism: Verticillium alfalfae VaMs.102
Lineage: Eukaryota; Fungi; Ascomycota; Sordariomycetes; Glomerellales; Plectosphaerellaceae
Product: mitochondrial chaperone BCS1
Exons: 1
Coding region: 1-1914 (637 amino acids)
Biological process (GO): mitochondrial respiratory chain complex III assembly; protein insertion into mitochondrial inner membrane from matrix
Cellular component (GO): mitochondrial inner membrane
Molecular function (GO): ATP hydrolysis activity; ATP binding
Source: RefSeq, a predicted model, not a curated record